UGCAAAGCUAGGUUCAGUCGACGCUAUAAUCUCACCACCCAUGUCAAGACCCAUGACAAACAGCGAAUCAAGGAACAUGGAUGCACCUUCUGUGACAAAGCAUUCGAUCGCAAACACGACAGAGAUAGACAUGUCGCCACUGUCCAUCACAACAAACGUACAUUCACUUGCAAGAUUUGCCCCACAAGCUUCACAAGAAGAGAUGCCCUCUCACGGCAC
Phycomyces blakesleeanus NRRL 1555(-) is the source of this 219-nucleotide messenger RNA. Its product is annotated as C2H2-type zinc finger transcription factor. The transcript has a single exon. The annotation marks the transcript as partial. Gene Ontology annotation, cellular component: nucleus. Lineage: Eukaryota; Fungi; Mucoromycota; Mucoromycetes; Mucorales; Phycomycetaceae. The record is from RefSeq and is a predicted model, not a curated record.